This is a messenger RNA of Peromyscus maniculatus bairdii (prairie deer mouse), 1603 nucleotides long. NCBI's taxonomy places the organism in Eukaryota, Metazoa, Chordata, Mammalia, Rodentia, Cricetidae. The record is from RefSeq and is a predicted model, not a curated record.
GUUAUAUUGGAGACUCAGUCAGCAAGGCAACCCCUUGAGUGACAGUCCUAGCAUCUAGCUGGAAAGGAAAUCUGUUUGGAACAAAAGAAAUCUCUGUUGGGAAAGGAAAGUUGUGUUUGAAAAGGUAUUAGCACAGUUUGGUUUUUCUUGUGGGUAAAGAGACUUCUGGAAGAAAAGGAAAAUGAAGCAGAAAUGAUGGAAGGAAAAGAGGUGGGAGAUGAACUUCAAAAGAGCAAGAGCAAGCAAGAAAGGGAAAGGAUCAAAAGAGAAGAAAUUUAAAAGAUUUCUACACCCAAUGUGAUUGGUUCUGAGAUCCCAAAAUCAAGCUGUAAUCUAGUUUGCUGAAAUUUAGUUUGUAUAGAAUGUUGAAACUGAGUCUGGAAAAGUGAGAGCAUACAGAAGGCUCCAACUUGACUCUGCCUUGCCCAAAGAGUGUCUGACUUUUGCCAGCUCCUUUCUGGCUGAUGACAUGAUGGAUAGUAGGACCUUCAUUUUCAUGACAGAUGUCUGCAUUCACAUCUAGAAAGCCAAAGAUGGAAGACAUUGGACAGAACCCAUUGGAUGAUGGGCAGGAGAUAACAGAAAUACCGACUUUAGAAGCCAUAAAACAGAAUCUCAACUAUCUGAACUUGGACCUUGAAAAGGAUCUACAGAGGCUGGAUGAGGCCAAUCAGAUUCUCCUCAGAAAGAUUCAAAAGAAAGAGGAAUCUAUUCAAAGUCUUGAAAGAGAUAUUGCCCUGUCCAUUGGAAAAGUCUCAGAGAAGGAUGACCUCAGUGAGAUCACAAUACAGAGGGAGAAUGCCCUGAAGGACCUGGAGCUGGAGACAGCAAAGCUGGAGAAAAAGAAUAAGACCCUAAGCAGGAAUGUCAUGGAACUUCAGAAAAAGAUUUCAAGAGGACUUAAAAAUGCUGGCCCUGAUUCAGAAACCCUGAAAAAGAAAAUAGCAGAAUUGAAGGUGAAACUACAAAAGUCAACCGAGUCCUGUGCACAACAAGAGAAGGAAAUGGCCAAGAUGGAAAGUGACUACCAAUCUGUGUACCAGCUCUGUGAAGACCAGGCCCACUACAUAAAGAAAUACCAAGAAAUUCUGAGGGAGAUGGAGAAGGAACAAGAAAUGAUGCUGCUUGAAAAAGAAAUAUCCAAAGCCCAGAAUGACUCUUCGCAAGUAGUGGAACCUGGGGCAACUCUGGUAGAGACCAUUCAAAGCAACAUGGCACUUCCGGUACCUUUUCUUCAUGAUCAUGGUCUUCGUCCGGCUAUUGGGUUAUCUGUUGUUCCACCUGCAGUAUAUAAACCCGGACUUUCUCGUGGACACUCUGCCCGUGCUGAUGAGCAGAAGCACGCUGAAGUGGCUGAGGGACAUAUUGUUUCCCUUCCUUACUCUAGAGGUGGAAGAUGUGCUACCACACUAGUGUUGGGUGACCUGCCAGGCCUCACAUUGCACCCCCAAUGGAAGGGCCAUGGCUGUGGCCCUGGGUUGGUGAUGUGGGCCAGCAAGGAACUGGAAUCCUAUGACUCAGAGCCUCUAUGUGACAGCUAAGCUUUAUAUUUGAUUCUCUCCUGGAGUGUCUCUCUGUCAAAUACAGAAUGCAUUUGACCAGA